UUGACUGUGGUAUCAGGCACUAUUGAGUUCAGUAUUGAACUAUCUGUGGACAGUAGUGCUGUAAUACACCUAUGGUGUGGCUGAUUCGGCUGACAGAGUGCAUACAGGAAAAGCCGUCCAAGCUCUACCUAUGAAAUUAAAACAACUACUGUACAUUGUAGGAGAGUACAACUGAGCAAGAUGGCAGAAGGAGGUGUGACCGAUCUAGUCUUGGAUGAGACUCAGAAGGAACUUCAAGAAUGUCCUAUCUGUUGCACGGAGUACAAGGAUCCUAGGAUGCUAGAUUGCUCACACAACUUCUGCCUGAAAUGUCUGCAAGAACUGAAACGGACACAAAAUAAGGACGACAAGAAUAUUGUCUGUCCGUUGUGUCGAAGGGAAACUGCCCUGACUGAGGCUGGCGUGGACAUGCUACCUGGAGGAUCAAAGAAUCAGCAGGAACAGACUGAAGGUCAGGGGUUAAAAGUCACGUGUCAGGCAUGUGAUGAGGAGAAUGAAGCUAUUUCUCGAUGCAUGGAUUGCAAGCAUUAUCUCUGUCAAGAAUGCCUGAAGGCACACAAUCGAUUGGCAUCACUGAGGGCUCACAAGAUUGUAGACUUGACAGAGCUACCUGUUGAGUCCGAAGAAAUAACAGAGGACACUGAACUCAAGAAAGUUCCCAAGUGUUUCAAGCAUCCAGAUCAAGAUCUCUGUUUGUAUUGUAACUCAUGUGAAGUCCUCAUAUGCCGUAAAUGCACAAACAGUGAUCACAAAGAAUCCAUGCAUUCUCACAUCAGCAUCGACCAGGCGGUCAGCAGAUGUAAACAAGAAGUACAUGAAUCCGUGUCUAAAACAGAAGAGUACAUUAAAGAAUUCAUUUCUGCCAACCCCGUUUCAGUAGAUCAGAUACGUUACAGACUUGACAAGAUGCUGGCAAAAACUGACUCUCAAAUCACACUGAAAGCAGAAAAGGAAAUUGCCAAAAUCAGAGAGAAAGAAAAACAACUCAAAAAAGAGGCCAGGGACAUUGUCAUUAAACGAGAUAGAGAGUUUGCAUGUGCAGCAACACCACAGCAGACUGUGAGUAAAGUGAAUGCAGUGAUGACUACAGCAACGUGCUAUGAGAUCCUGGAGUCCAAGAAGCAAAUGCUGCGGGAUUUGAAUGAGCAGGUGGAGGUGCAUAAGAGUUUGGAUAUCAAGCAUGGGAAGUCAUUCCUUGGCUUUAAGGAGAGUGAAGAGAUUGGUCAGCUUGGGACUCUGCUCUUGGAGGAGAAAUGGGAGAGGGAUGAGACCUUUUUACCAACUAUUUACAAUCCCAAAGAUCUUGCAGCAUACUCCACAAGUGAAUUGGUUAUGGCACACUAUAAUGAACUGCGUACAUUGGAUCCAGAGGGGAAGGUGAUUUCUACAAAGACUUACAAACCUUACCACAAACCAAAUGAACCCCAUGACCCUAAUGACAUACAGAAACCAACAGCUCUAGCCAUCAACAAGGAUGAUCAACUUCUGAUCCUAGACAAUCCUGCAGUCAAGAUCUUCACCAAGGAAUACCAGCUCCUUCAUCAGUUCCUACCGGGUAAAGAGGCCGGCGUGGACGCAACGCCGAUGUGCCUGGCAGUGGACAGCAGCAAUCUGAUAGCAGUGGGUUACAAGGACAAGGAACAGAUAUCUCUACACAACCCAGAUGGUUCCCUCAUCAGAACACUGCCUGCUCCAAAGAUUGAUAGGCAUUUGACCAUCAGCAACAAGCGACUUAUUUACACCAACGGCAAUGGGGAUUUGCUGAUGGCUGUUGACUUACAUGGCAACAAACUGUUUACUCAAAGUUGUAGUGAUCCUCGUGGGCUGUGUUGUGAUGAUGCAGGUGAUAUUUACCUUUGUGCCACACCUGGAAUUUGGCAUUUCAGUGCAGAUGGCAAGCGCAUUGUGUCGAUGCAUGAUGGGAAUCCGUGUUUUCCCCAUGCAAGUACAUGUAAAUACACAACUGCACAUGAAUUAGUAGUCACAGAACCGGUCAACGGGCUCAUGAAAAUCUUCAGGUAUCACUUGGUUUAA
Messenger RNA from Patiria miniata (bat star), 2034 nucleotides. RefSeq names its product tripartite motif-containing protein 45-like. Gene Ontology annotation, cellular component: chromatin; nucleoplasm. NCBI's taxonomy places the organism in Eukaryota, Metazoa, Echinodermata, Asteroidea, Valvatida, Asterinidae. The coding region runs from base 181 to 2034 and encodes 617 amino acids. Gene Ontology annotation, molecular function: zinc ion binding; ubiquitin-protein transferase activity. Gene Ontology annotation, biological process: positive regulation of DNA-templated transcription. The transcript has 2 exons. The record is from RefSeq and is a predicted model, not a curated record.